CGACGCGGGGGUGGCUGCUGGAAUAGCCCCUCUCUAUCGUCGUGCGCGUUCCACCACUGGAGUGCGAUUCCGAAAUCCGAUACCGUUGACGACGGACGCGCUCGCGUUUGAAAUGGUCCUUCUGUUGCGGUGAUUUUAAAUGUCUUCGUCGCUGGAAGGUUCUUUGGAUUGGGAUUCCCCCUCGACUAAAACAGGAACGGUUAAACGAAGGCCGGUGUCGAGUUCUUUAGAAGAAAAUGGUACUUGUAAAGUUGGAUGUAAAACAAGCGGGAUACCGUGUUUUGUUGGUUCCGGUGGAAAAAUGAAAAUGAAAAAAAGGUGGUCGUAUUCGGGAGUGAAAGAAAGUAAAGAUAAAGUGAAUUUAGUUUUAAAUUCCAAAGUUUCCGACACGGAUUCAGGAAUAGCUUCACCUUUAUCGCCGUUAUCUUCGUCAAAUCAAGGAUUUUUCGGUUCAUCUUUAGGAUAUUUGAAGGAAUUUAAAUGUCUCGAGGAUUGUAGGUGUUUAAAACAAGAUGAGCAGAUCUACACCGAUUGGGCGAAUCAUUAUUUAGACAAAGCGAGGAGUAAAAAAAGGGUGAAUUGUCUCGCGACUGAUUGUAGCGACGGAAUAUUAUUAGCUGAAGUGAUAGAAUCUGUCACCUGCCAGAAAAUACCGGAUAUUAACAGGAAACCGAAAACUCCAUCGCAAAUGUUGGACAACGUUAAUUUGUGUUUGGGAGUACUCCGCACUCAAAAUGUUGCGGGAAUUGAAAACAUUUCCGGUCAGGAUUUACGAGAUGGACGAUUAAAAGCUAUAUUGGCUUUAUUCUUUGCGCUAUCUCGACACAAACAAGCUGCUAAACAAAAAGUGCCUCAUCAACAAUCCAACGAAAUGACACCGAGCAGAUCGACAUCGAUACCCCAUAAAGGUGGAAGUAGCAUUCCUCUUCCUGGAUCAGCGUUGCCAUCGAGAAAAUGUCCACCAGACAAAGUUCGCCCUGUUGCAAGUUCGAGCAGGGCUUCAAGUCCAGCUCUUUCUAUGAUUCCUCGAGGUCCUCCCGCUCCAAACAACAGUCCCUAUCAACAACCCAAAAAUCAACAACAACAACACUCUCUCUUAAAACUUUUCAAAUCCCCAACGAACGAACGAACCACUCCGACGAGUAACGGGAAAAGAACAAGUAGUUCCAGUGGGGUUUCUUCCGCGAGGAGUGAAAAAUCAGACAGCAGCACAAGUAUAGAACCGAAUAUUGAUUUGAAAACGAAUAGGAAUAAUCCGAAAGUGAAGCAACAACGAGGGGUGAAACCAGGGGUUAAUUUGAAAAAUAGCCCGAAUGCGAAUAAGAAAGAGAUGGUUAACGGAGGAAUUAAGGUGAUUAAGACGAGUCAAGAGGUUGAACGGCACGCGAAUAAGGUGGCCAGUUUAAAUUCGAAAUUGGCCGAACCAAAAACACGAUUGAACCAAAGUAAAGAUAAAAACGGUUCGACUUCUCCCAACACCGGAAUUCCAAAACCCACGGCUGCCAUUAAAGGAACCAGCAAACCAAAAACGCCAAUGGUUUCUAGAGAAAGUUCCCAAGCGAGUAUCUCUAGACCCACAGUAGCUAUGGUGUCACCAAUUAAAAUGGAACAUCCCAUUGAAAAUGGCGAUAAAUUUCCUAAAGAAAUCGAUAAUAUUAAAGAAGAAUUUGAUGAAUUUGAAAAGAAAAAAGAUGACAAAAUAGAAAAAGACGAUAUUUUUGAAGACAUUAAUUACCCAUCAUAUCAAGAAAACAUAUCAUCGAAAAUAUCACCACCUCAUCUAACAUAUCAUAAAGAUCGUAAAGAUCACAAACCAAUAAAUAUCAUUAAUAUUAACAGUUCUUUGUUGGGAUCGCACGAAGAAGAACCAUCGACAUUAAACGUCGAACCAAUGAGACCAUUAUUUCGCGAAUAUUGCAGCACUUUAACUUUACCUUCAAGACCAAGACAUUACCCAAGAGUACAACCUGAUGGUAGUGCAGAUUAUUGUGAAAUUUCUUUAGCUAACGGUUAUCUUUCCGAUGGUGAAAUUCUUCGGAAUCCUAUUAACAGAGAUGUUUGCGACGGAUACAUGUCCGAAGGUGGAAGUGCACUUUACGUCCGAAGAUUACAAACAAUUCCACAAAAUACAUCGCAUACUAGAAUUAAUCACGGCCUCGCGGUGCUAACAGAACAGGGUACGCGUCGGGGGCGGUUAGAGGAACCUCAACAGCCGCCCCCGACACCACCCGGAGUUGGACCUCGUUCCUCCGGGUCUUCUCGUUCAUCACGAAAUCAAAACGGCCAAUGUGGACAAUGGAAACGGUAUACGGACAGUCCUGGUGUUGGAAGUCCACCCCCGCCCCCUCCGCCCGCUCCGUCAAGCCCCGGAAGUUCGCGCAGAGAACGUAAAAGCAGCCCUCACGGCGCCAACAAGGACAAAAACUCGUCAAAGGUCAGGGGCGUCCCACAGAGUUUUGCUUAUGUUAAAAGAAGUGGAAGUAGUAAUGGUACUGCGAAUGGAACGACACAAACUGGAUCUGGUCUUCAACAAUCGGGGAAAACCGCGCAAGUUUCCGCUGUUCCAAGAACGAAAGUUAAGGUUUCCGGAGGAACUCAAACUUGUUCAAGUGACUUGCAACCUCAUAAAAAUCCACAAUUUAAAAGUUUUUCUUUGACUGGUAACACGGCGACCCAACUAAGUCAAUCUGUGAGAGAGCGAUUAAUGAUGCAUGGUUCCCAAUCGUUACCAAAAGGAGCAGGGCAAGAAUAUGGACUCGUAAUGAGACAAGUUCGACCAAAAGCCAGCGAUGGUUCUUUAUCUGAUACUCAAGCUAUUGAAAAUACGAGUCCUUACGCUCCAUGGUUAAGACACAGCAACACUUAUUCGGUUGCUCCAAGAUUAUCUGAAACUGAUAGCAUGGAGAGUCUUUCAAGUCUUCCUGGUCAUCGUGGUAGUUUAACUCACACAAGACUUUUAAGAGAUUCCCCGUCGCGAUUGAGUAGAAGUAACAGUAUUAGCUAUCUCAGAGAACGGACGUUUCCAAGAUCGACGAAAUCCGAAAAAUUGUAUCCUUCGAUGUUGCAUAGGAACACCGAACAAGAAACGGAACCUUAUUAUUGUUUACCUGUUGGGGCCGUUUUGAAUCAUUGGUCACAACCAACCAGUCCUGCUCCAGGAACUGCUCGUACUUUUCCUUUAUCACCAACUCAUUCGACACCAAGACAUAGUAUUCCUAAGAAUGAUGAUGUACACGGUUCUUCAAUAAGUUUGGUGUCAACCGCUUCCAGUUUAUAUUCUUCGGCCGAAGAAAAACACGCUCACGAAAUCAGAAAAUUGCGAAGGGAAUUAAUGGAGGCGCAAGAAAAAGUUCAAACAUUAACAUCUCAACUUAGUACAAAUGCUCAUGUAGUAGCGGCUUUUGAACAAAGCCUCUCAUCAAUGACCCAAAGAUUACAGCAUCUAACAGCUACCUCCGAGAAAAAAGAUAGCGAACUAACUGAGUUAAGAGCCGCAAUGGAAUCCUUACGGGUACAAUCAUUACAAGCCGGGAUCGGUACCGGUUUAGCUAGACAACCAUCUUCGGAUAGUGUCUCAAGUUUAUCGUCGGCGUGCAGUUUAGAUAAACAGGAAAAGAAAAAGAAGAAAGGAUGGUUAAGAAGUUCCUUUACAAAAGCGUUCUCCCGCAACGCAAAAGUAACCAAAGUUCAGUGCCAAAGCGAAGAAAACGAGCGCCAACAAAGCCCACCCCCACCAGCCCCAAUGGAUACGGGAGCGGAAGUUGCCGAGCUACAAAAACAAUUACGCGAAAAAGAUUUGGUUUUAACCGAUAUCAGAUUGGAAGCUUUAAGUUCUGCCCAUCAACUUGAAAGUUUAAAGGAUACAGUUAUGAAAAUGAGGAGCGAAAUGUUAAGUUUAAAACAAAAUAACGAACGCCUUCAAAGAAUGGUAAGCGGGACAAUAUCAAACGGCACAAAUCUUCCGCCGGAUUUACACGAAAGUCGAAGUUUAGAUCAUCUAACCGAAAUGAUCCCGGCGGAUGAACCACCGCCGGAAGUCGAACCGGAUGGAAAAAGAAUCGUAAUCUCCGUUUAUUUAGGUCAACCUCAAACCUUCGAACGUUAUUUUAUCGAGCACUACGAAAAUGAUAGAGACGGUUCAAAUGCAACUGGAGAAAUCGCGAUCGCUCAUACAAGCGUUGGAGCGGCAACCACUUGGAAUCAAAUCGAUGGGGCAGUUAGAAGAGCUUUUAAGCAACACAUUUCGCGAUUAGAUCCCGGGGGAGGACUCGGAUUGGGCAUUGAUGCAAUUUCAAGUUAUAAAUUGGGAGAAGCCGAUCGAAUUUUUGAUUCUAAUCCGCCGGAUUUACUCCCGGUUGGUUACGUUGUCGGGAGAGUUAUGACGUUGCAUAUAGUUCUUCAACCCGUCGCGGCAUUCGCUUUUGAAGCUUUAAUUCCUAAAGGAGUUGCACAACGAUUAGUUUCUUUGUUAAGCGAACAUCGAAGGAUUGUUUUAUGUGGCGCCCCAGGGACGGGUAAAACUCAUUUGGCAACGCGAUUAGCUGAGUUUCAUGCUCAAAGUCUUGGAAGAGAUCCCGUUGAAGCAGUUGCAACUUUUAAUGUUGAUAAUAAAUCUGGAAAGGAACUUCGACAAUAUUUAGCUCAUUUGAGUGAACAAGCAGCAGCUGGUGAUAACAGCGUUUUGCCGUGCGUGGUUGUUUUGGAUAAUUUACAUAAAGCGGGGCCUUUAGCGGAUGCUUUAGGGUCUUUACCAAGAAACCUUCCAUGUUUAUUAGGAACGAUGGCGCAAUCUGCGUGUUCGGCAACUUCACUUCAACUUCAACAUGGUUUCCGUUGGGUUCUUGUAGCACCUCACAUGGAGCCAGCCCGUGGGCUUUUAGGGCGCGUUUUAAGGCGACGUUUAGCAAGUCUUGAGUUAGAACAAGGACCCCAACCGGAAUUAGCAGCCAUUUUGGGUUGGCUACCUCGAGUUUGGCAACAUCUAAACGCUUUCUUGGAAACUCACAGUUCCGGAGACGUUGCUAUUGGUCCAAGAUUAUUUUUAAGUUGUCCUUUAGAAUUGGAUGCGGCACGAGCUUGGUUUGCGGAUGUUUGGAAUUAUUCUUUAGCGCCGUAUUUAAGAGAAGCCGCUCGAGAGGGUUUACAAUUAUACGGAAGACGUGCCGCUUGGACGGACCCUUGCCAAUUUGUUUUGGAUACCUAUCCAUGGCCGGGAGCUCCCCCUCAAGGGUUAACAUCAAUUCCAGCGAAAGACGUCGGUUUGGAAUCGGGCCAACAAUCGACUGCGGAAAACGACGGUGAUCCGUUAUUAAAUAUGCUGAUGAGGUUACAAGAAGCCGCUAAUUAUUCGAGCCCACAUUCCAACGAUUCCGAUUGUAACAGUUUAGACUCGAAUAUGACCCACGGAAGUAAUUUAGGGACGGAAAGUGUUUCUUAAAAAAAUUAAUUAAUUAAUCCUUUCGUUUUUGAGUUAGCGAUUUUAUUUAUUGAUGUGUAAAUUUUUGUAUAAAACGAGAAGGUAAAAAAAUUGAAAAUGAUACGAGAUUGUAUUUAUUGUGAAUUAACGCUUAAAUGAUGGAUAAUAAUCGAUUUUAGUUUUAACGAGUAUAUCUGGUCAAGAAGAAAUAAUGAUAACAAUAAUACUUUUCUUCCUUCAGUUGUGGCGCUGUAAAUAAUAAUAUGAAAAAGUAAAUGUUAUUUAUAUACAAUUGUAUUAACGCGUGCGGAGCUAUGUCGUUACGUUUCUUUAUUUUUUAAGGGUAUAACGAAACGACGCUUUGUAAUAACUUUUAUACCAAAUCAAUAUAUUGUAUAACUGCCAUAAAUAAAUUAUUCUAAUAUUAUUA
Molecule: messenger RNA, 5846 nt
Organism: Onthophagus taurus
Lineage: Eukaryota; Metazoa; Arthropoda; Insecta; Coleoptera; Scarabaeidae
Gene: sick
Product: sickie
Biological process (GO): neurogenesis; nervous system development
Molecular function (GO): protein binding; ATP binding; ATP hydrolysis activity
Source: RefSeq, a predicted model, not a curated record